This is a messenger RNA of Dunckerocampus dactyliophorus (ringed pipefish), 1587 nucleotides long. RefSeq names its product centrin, EF-hand protein, 2 (gene cetn2). Gene Ontology annotation, biological process: mitotic cell cycle; nucleotide-excision repair; centriole replication. Gene Ontology annotation, molecular function: calcium ion binding. Gene Ontology annotation, cellular component: centrosome; centriole. The transcript is spliced from 5 exons. The coding region runs from base 254 to 775 and encodes 173 amino acids. The record is from RefSeq and is a predicted model, not a curated record. Lineage: Eukaryota; Metazoa; Chordata; Actinopteri; Syngnathiformes; Syngnathidae.
UACUCAAAACGAACGCUUCCAAGACAGCGGCUGCUAAACAGAGAAAACAGACCACGCGAACAUCGGAAAGCGUUUUAUUUGCGCCUCUGCCACCAUCCAUUUAAAUGUUUUAACAAAUAUUAUAUAUAAGGUUCGUGUGUUCAGCUGAUUUAAAGUAGAUAGCGGUGUUCUAUUUUGAUCUUUACAGGGACGCUUGGGAAUAAGCGCUAAUUGGAUCAUAGCAGCUUUGCUUUGACAGGCAGAUACAUAACUGAUGGCGUGUGCUAAGAGGCCAUCCUUGCAGGGGCCGGUGCCUCCUCCUCGCAAGAAGACGAACCCCAAAGCUGAGCUGACUGAGGAGCAGAAACAGGAGAUCCGAGAGGCUUUUGAGCUCUUUGACACGGAUGGAUCUGGACACAUUGACGUCAAGGAACUCAAGGUUGCUAUGAGAGCCCUGGGCUUUGAACCCAAAAAAGAGGAGAUCAAGAAGAUGAUUGGUGAAGUGGAUAAAGAUGGCACCGGGAAGAUCUCCUUUAAUGACUUCCUCAUUGUCAUGACACAGAAGAUGGCUGAGAAGGAUUCCAAAGAGGAGAUACUGAAAGCUUUCCGCCUAUUUGACGAUGAUGAGACUGGGAGGAUCUCCUUUAAGAACCUGAAGAGAGUCGCCAAAGAGCUGGGAGAGAACCUCACAGAUGAAGAGCUGCAGGAAAUGAUUGACGAGGCCGACCGAGAUGGAGAUGGAGAAGUGAACCAACAAGAGUUCCUGCGGAUUAUGAAGAAAACGUGUCUGUAUUGACGGAAGUCUAUACCAUUGACAAGACAAAGAUGGAAAGCUGCUGAUAGCUUUAUUUCUUUCUCAAUCAUCCCUUUUUUAAUCAUCAUUGUGAUGUGUCCAAAAAUGGAAGUAAAUUAAAAAUAUAAAUAUGCUCCUGAUCAAAAUUUUGACACCAGUUGAAAAAUGCAAGACCUUACAAUUUGCACUGUUGGAUAUCAAGUAGGUUCGAAGCAGAGCUUCAAAAAAUGCAAAGAGACAGAAAAUGAAAUUGAAUCCACAUUUUUGGGCUUUUUGGCUUUCAAAGGCUGUGGUCUUCGACAUUUGAUCAGCAGCUUAUUUCACUUCAAUGGUUGUUUGUGAUGAAUUGCUAACUCAAAAAAAAAAAAAAAGUCUCACUCCCAUUUCUUUUUGCAGCUCUACUUAGAACCUCCUUCAAAUCCAACAGCGCAAAAUGUAAAUACUUAAAAUGUUUCAACUGGUCUUAAACUUUAUCAUCACAUACAACAUUGAUGUCCAAGUUAACACGAAAUGCUCUUGUUCAGGAUGCUGCAUACUCUUGUGAAGAUUAGAUCACUUGUGUUAAAAACCAUCUGUGCGGCAGUACAACAUUCCAACACAAUUUAAAAUUUUUCUCAUUUUAAUGCUAAUUGUCUCUUUACAAUAAGUUACAUUAUGGACGCAGCUACCCUUUUACAUGAUGUUUGGCGUGUUGUCAGUUUUGUCUGUAUUUUUGAAUGUUUUGUAUAUUGUAUAGCGCAUCAAAAAUCUACAAAGAAUAUUAAAUGUUUAUGGCACAGAUAAAAGUAAAUAUAUUGAAGCAUUAUUGGCCUCUU